AUGCACUCAAAAGUACAGUCUCAGCGCAACUUCGAGGAAAACGAACCAGAAUCUCGCUAUGUCAGCAGUGGCAAACGUUGCUCAAUUCAACGACGCUGCUUGUCUCUGGCUGCCGGUGAACAAAUUCUUCAACAGAAUGCUUCUAGAAGGCUUUACAGGCAGGCUUCGGUCGAUGAAACCUCCGAAGAUGUAGUAGGCAGCUGCAAAUAUCAGCCUAACACCACUGCAUCCAGUGCCGUAAUGGCAAAACUCCGGAAUUUUCGUCGUCAACUAUACAUCCACGUACUUGAAAGUGCCGCUCUCUCAAAUGACUUAUCCCGUGCUUUGCCACGUGACACAGUCUGUGAUCUGUACUUCGGAGAUCUGGGAACCACGUCUCCAAGGCCCAGCACGACCGUCCAGCCCUUCCAUCAGUCAGUCCUACGAAAGACCAGCAAGUCAAUAAAUGAUCCCACUGACUCAGUGCGUAAACAGAUGUCUGGCGCAAUCUGUGGGAAUUCUCCGAUUCACAAGAUCCGAGCAUGUGCAUCACGCAAAUGCCAUUCCCAUACCCAAAGUGACCAAUUUUCUAUAACAUCAUUAGCCAGUGGACCUUGUGAAGGUAAACGUGCGAUGAGGUCGGUGUCGGUCUGCGAUAACAAGUGCCUAUCCCGUAUCGAGACGACUCCUAGUUCAGUCGCCUCCUCGCGGCCGAAGUCUUUUUCAGAUGACGCCUACAUACAAAAGUGCAUCAAAAAGCAAUACACAUGUGUGGAAGAUAAAUCGAAGUCCGUACGAACAUUCCUAGGUGAAAUGCAAGAGGAACCUGAGGCACUGGUGUCGAGCAAUGCACCAACGUGCCAUCAAAGGCAUCAUCAGAAGAAAAAAUCGCAUUCCAAAUUUCGGGAGAUUGAGUACGAUGAAGGCGGACGGACCUGUGAGGUUUAUGGCGCCGAACAGGAUGCCAGCGCUCUCGGAAAGGCCAUCGAAGCUCAUCUGGAACAUUUGAUGCAAAAGACGCAAGACAAACAGAAAGCCUGCAAUUCGUUGGACAAUCUGAACCCAGAUGAACGUACGUCAGGACAAUCGAGUCCUGCUCAGCUUCCGUGCAAAGAGCAGCUUUCGGGACGUCGAACCAACCAAAAAAGAGUUGCGUUUCAGAAAAGAGCCGUAUCGCACGCUCAGCAUGCAGGCAACGUUUCUCAAUCAGAUGAAGAUGAACACAUUGAGCACCAUGGUCAUAAAGGGAAGAUGCUCAGCCGAAUAAAUCGACUUCUUCACCGUUCAUUUGCGUCCACCUCAAAGGACCAUACGGUACCAUCGGAUCUACAGACGUUUUCGCCCAUAGACGGUGUCCGACCCAAGGACGAAAUUGGAAGUGUGCCUAUGAAAUGUACACUCUCAUCUGUGCCACCGGCUACGGCGAGUAAUACUGAUAAAAUUCUCGUUUUUGCCAGUUCCUAG
Messenger RNA from Dibothriocephalus latus, 1443 nucleotides. NCBI's taxonomy places the organism in Eukaryota, Metazoa, Platyhelminthes, Cestoda, Diphyllobothriidea, Diphyllobothriidae. The record is from the annotation of a GenBank genome assembly.